AGCCUGACUCAAGAACAUAACGAGAGCGGAGCCGCUGCCCGUCUGGGUCUGGAUCCGGGUGAUGAGAGCCACGAAGAGCUUUGUUUUCACGGCGUCGUCUUGUUUCCCACCGCAUCAUCAAAACCGCUCUCGGUCUCCUUCGCAGUGGAACUGCGGCUCUCUCCAACUAUGGAUUGCUUAAUUGAAGUUGGGCCACCUGAUCCUGCUUUCGCCGGGGCAACCCCGUGAUAUUUAGCGAAGGGAGAGAAGUCGUUAUGAGCAAUUGUGAAAGCGGAGGAUUUCCUGCGCAGAGGCAACGAUUUCAUCCUGAGGACACAACCUUUUCACUGUGCGUAACGGACAUCGAUGCAACGGAGCUGUUUGCAACUAAGUGAAAUGAUUGGCGCAAUGUUCUAGCAGACACAGAGAGGCUCCUUAGUUAGUGUGGAGAGUUUUGUUUGUGACAGCUUUUAUUUCUCUCUUGUGCGCGCAGCCUGAUUUACGCACCAGUCUGAACCGCCCCGCGGUCAGAUUACCUGGGAGGCUUUUGAACUUUUCUCCGCAACUAUUUUAUUUUAAAGCUGAACCCAUGGCUUUGCCGGACAGUGGCAUAUCUGGAGAGGAAAUCCCUUUCCCAGAAAUAAUAGAGCUCAAUGUUGGUGGCCAGGUGUACAUAACGCGCUACUCUACCCUCACCAGUGUGCCGGACUCGCUGCUGUGGGAGAUGUUCAGUCAGAAGUCAACCAAAGGGCUGGCCAGGGACACCAAGGGGCGUUUUUUCGUGGACCGCGAUGGUUUCCUGUUCCGCUACAUCUUGGACUACAUGCGGGACCAGCAGCUGGUUCUCCCGGACCACUUCCCGGAGCGCGGGCGUCUGCAGAGGGAGGCUGAGUUUUUCAACCUGCCGGAGCUCGUCAAGCUGCUGGCGCCCAAAAUCAGCAAGCAGAACUCGUUGGGGGACGAGGGGUGUCCGAGCGACCCGGAGGACUCCUCACCCGGGAUCGACUCGGCGCGCAGCCUGGGCUCCCUGGGGGCCGCAGCGGCCGCCUGCGCCAGCCUGGUGCCCGGUGCCAUGGACGGGAAGCGCUCAGGGUUCAUCACCAUCGGCUACCGGGGGUCGUACACUCUUGGCCGUGACAGCCACACCGAUGCCAAGUUCCGUCGGGUGGCACGGAUCAUGGUGUGUGGGAAGACCUCCCUGGCCAAGGAGGUGUUCGGAGAGACCCUAAACGAGAGCCGUGACCCGGACCGCCCCCCAGAGCGCUACACCUCCCGCUACUAUCUGAAGUUCACCUUUUUGGAGCAGGCCUUUGACAAGUUGGCAGAUGCGGGCUUUCACAUGGUGGCCUGCAACUCCACAGGAACCUGCGCCUUUGCCCAUGAACAGACGGACGACAAGAUCUGGACCAGCUACACUGAAUAUGUGUUCUACCGCAGUUCCUCUGCCAUUCCUGAGGCCGUCGCCUCAGAUCCACCAGCUCCUGACGAGGCAGUCAGGCCCAAACCUGCCGCCCUUCUUCACGAAUCAACCAUCAUGGAACUCGGCAGCACCGGCAGAACCAAAAGCCUCCCAGAAACCAGCUGCAGCUCCUCGCUGGACCUUCAUAAACCUCUCCCUCCUCCUCUGACUCCUCCUCCUCCACCUCUACCUCCUGCUGCAGACAUUCCUGACCUUCCUCUUCCAUCGCCCCCCAUCCUGCCUCCCCCUCUGCUUUCCAUCAAGUCGGCUUCCACCUCCAGUCCUCCUCCCUCUCUGCUUUCCAUCAAGUCGGCUUCCACCUCCAGUCCUCCUGUCCCUCCAGUGCCGCCCCUCGGCGACAGCCCCCAGCGUCCCACCACGCUCAACAUCAAGACACUUCCACGCUCCACUGCGAGGGAGAACGGUGGCCCUCCGCCUCGGGCCGACGACAAUGAGGACGAGAGGAAGCUGCUGGAAGAGGAUCUAAAAAAAUGCAUUGAGGACUUCAAAAAGAUCCGCUUGCCCACGGUGUUUCCAGACCGCAAGAGGCACUGGCAGAACGACCUGCUCAAGAAGUACAAUGCGUGAAGAGCCUCUCCGUGGUGCUGCUGUGAACAAACCCGACUAAAACCUUUAGAAACUCUGCUGCGGUUGGUGAAGAGAAGCUCAGGUUUACAGUAACAUUACAAAAAAAAGAGCAUUUGCACCCAGUUUUUUUUUCUGUUUUUACUUUUUGUUGUCACAAUUAAAUGUUUCAGAUCAUCAAACUAGCUGUAACAUCAGACAAAAAAGCAAAAGCAGGGUAAACACAAAAGUCAGUUUUCAAAUAAUGGCCACAUGUAUUAACAAAAAAUUUAUCCAAACCAGCAUUGUCCAAUAUAAAAAAGUAAAUAAAACCAGCAACAGCGUGACUGGGUUACCUGUCAGUGAGUUCUUCACAAUGCAUUUACAGCCAUUUAGCAUCGAUUCUGUGCUAAGUGUGCUUUUGGGUCACCGUCCUGCUGUGUAACUCGUGUGUGGCAGAUCAGAAACCGACUUUCAUGGUUCCAUCAAAUUACAGCAAGUCGUCCAAAAGCUGAUGCAGUGAAACAGUCCCAGAUCAUGAUACCGCCACUACUUUUGACAGUAAAUGUGACAUUCUUUUUCUAAAAUGCCUCAUCACUUUUCACAUGAGAUGUAGCCGAGAGCGCACCUUUCAGAAAGUGGAUUCCUUUGUGACACCCUGGAUGAGACUUCAGUGUCCUCUUUAAGUAAUUUUAGAAGACAGUCCCCUCCUGGGAAGGUUCAACGCCACGUUUUCAUGUAUUUGUGAAUAAUACUCCCAUUGUGGUUCACUGCCAUCACCUCAGCUUUGCAACCCUGCUGAUGUGAAUUGCUCGUCUUUUAUUUGACAUUAAAAUAUGUUUGGCGAUCUGAAACAUCUCAGUGAGACAGAAGAAAUGCCUAAGGGGGCAAAUACCUUUUCGCAGCUCUGUAAACGCCAGAAAGUUUACUUCACCUGGACUUUUAAACAACUUUUCUAUUUGUCAAAGAAUGUGUGACGCUCAGGUUAAAACUGAAGGGAGUCAAUAGACACUAAAAGUGUCAGUUUACCUCAACAAAAACCCAUAUCGCUGUAGAACCUCGGCGACUCCUUCCACGUGAAACAUAGAGAAAGGAAAGAAGAUAAAUGUGAUGUCAUUUAUUAGGGAUUCCUGCUUUCCUCUCUGCGACGUGUCUGCUGAUCGAGCAACUGGAAAAUGCCAGCAAACUGCCACGCUUCUAAAGCGUUUGACCUUAAUGGCGCAAAAUAAAGGAAGGGAGUGAAAUUUCUGGAUUUAAUCUCUGUGAGUUCACCUCAUCAAUAUUACAUGGCUGGCUUCAAAGCCUUUCUACUCUAAUACAUGAGCUCCACAUUUUGCUUCACUCUGUGUUUAUCUUCCAGUUAGCGAUGGAAAGAAUUCAGAGAGAGAGAGAGAAUGGAGCCUAUCGGAAGCAGAGAGGGUAAUUACAGGCAGGACUGAAUGUGGAAUAAGAAUGGCAGUAAUGGUAGAUGAACCACUGUACAGCCCCUUUUGUUCCUCUGUCUGCACUGCAUAAAAUGCUCAUCCAGCGCCACUAAUGAAUUACCAGGUGUCUGCAUGUCCCUAUUUCCGUCCGUCAUUGUGGGGAAAAUGUGAUAAGCAAGUCGGUAUGAAAUGAAAGAAUAAUUGCCUUUUGUCUUUUCAAUUGUUCUGAAUCAUGCGCUGUGUUGCACUGAACUCGGCGGCUGUAAGCUUAGCUCUGCAACAAAAAACAGACAAGAAAACAGUGCAUGAGGAAGAUUUGCUAUAUUUUGUAAACAUGGAUGCACAAGCCAAAAUAUUGCAGAAAAGAAAUGACAGCUGAUCAAGCACAGAGUUACCAAUGACAGACUGUGUUACAGGCUCAAGGAAAGUAGAGGAAAGGCAAGUUUGUUAGUACAGCAACACUCACACACAAGACAGCUCAAAGUGUUUUACAGAUAAAUGGAAAAGACAAUGGAGUACAGCAGCUAGAGUGAGGCAAAAACAAUUGUAUUCAAAACAAGAAAUGCAUUUAUUGGACAAAGGCAUAAUUCAAAUAUGAUGUCAUUAAUUUGAUCUUUAACUUUUAUGAAAGACCCGCAGAGAACACUGCUGUUUUCAGGCCUGUUUCUGCAGAUCUCAGGUUUUCAGGAGGCUUGUUCGGGAGCAGAGGAGCAAAAUUAACAAAGCAAGUACAGAACUUGUUGGGUGAAACCGUUUAUUUAGCUCCUAUGUUGACAGAAACACCCAAAUCACAACCUAAUAAAGUCUCCUCUCACUGCAUAAAUGUGAAGAAAUGUAGUAAUCCUCGUUGAAAUGCAUUGUGGUGCAGUUAAACUGCUUUUUCACACCGUCAGCUCAUUGAAUAGAUGCUUGCUACACAUCACUGUUAUCUGUAGGACAGGAAUGCAGGACGCUAGGUAAGAUGUGGACUUGACGGCAGCACAGGACACAACUUCGGACAGCAACGCUGUAGUCACUCAUCAGACUGACAUGUCAUCUGAAAGGAUUUACUCACCGAGAGCAGCAGUGGUCUUGUUGGGUUAGUAUGACUGAACGAUGGUGACUUGACAUCUGUUUGAGCUAAUGCAAGUUGACUCUAUUGAAGGAAAGGUUCUUGUGACCUCUGCUGAAAUAACUGUUGAAUUCCUGCAGGAAUCUUACAUUGUCUUAAUUUGCUCUAAGCUUAGAAAAAAAUACAACUUGAGCAGACUAAUAUUCUCAUUAAGAACACACACAAAAAAUCUGAUUUUCCACCCCUCUCAGAAUGAAUUAACCUCUUUUAAUACAGAGUAAUACCUCAGGAAACCAUAAACCCACAAUUCUAACUCAGUUUGGAAAAGGAGGUGAUGGAUUCUUGGAUCUCCCACGCCAGCAGUUCAGUGGUGCCUUAAUCCAGGACAAGAUAAGAAACCGAGUGAAAGCAGCUUAAUAGAAGCAACAGUUUUACCACCUCCAACUGAUGCAAUGAACAUGUCCCGAUCAAUAAAUCAGCGGAGGAGAAGAUUGUCUCCUGACAGCCAAGCAUCGGAUUUCUGUUCUUUUUUUGGGGGGCGAUGGAGAUGCUCAUGUUCAGUACUGUGGUGUUUUUUUUUACAUUGUCUUCAAAAGCCUGACUAAUUACCACGGCAGCUUUCGUGUGGUGUGUUUUUCUUUCAUAUUGUGUUUGCGGUCCUCUUGAAUAUAGAUGCACCUUUGAUGUUCCCCUCCACGUCUCCUCUAGUCUCGUCUCUCCAGAAAUAAUCAGUGACGCAUGAGACCAUCCGAUUGCUGUUUUUGUUGGGAUUCAUAUAAAAAUAUCCAUGCAUUAUUUUGGCCUCACAAAUAAUAAAUUAAAAAAGAAAUCUGGUGAGCAACAAGCAACAAAUCGCACACACAGCCUCUGCUACGAAUGCAAUGCUUCCCAUCUCGGUGAAUUUUUUUUAUUUAUGUUUUGCUCAUUUUAUCCUCCCCCUCUGACUCAUUUAAAACUAAUAAAGUCAAACUUCUCUUUGUUUGUCAAAUUCCCA
Molecule: messenger RNA, 5471 nt
Organism: Poeciliopsis prolifica (blackstripe livebearer)
Lineage: Eukaryota; Metazoa; Chordata; Actinopteri; Cyprinodontiformes; Poeciliidae
Gene: kctd12b
Product: potassium channel tetramerisation domain containing 12b
Exons: 2
Coding region: 569-2026 (485 amino acids)
Biological process (GO): protein homooligomerization; regulation of G protein-coupled receptor signaling pathway
Molecular function (GO): protein binding
Source: RefSeq, a predicted model, not a curated record